Debaryomyces tyrocola is the source of this 1419-nucleotide messenger RNA. NCBI's taxonomy places the organism in Eukaryota, Fungi, Ascomycota, Pichiomycetes, Serinales, Debaryomycetaceae. The record is from the annotation of a GenBank genome assembly.
AUGUCUGACGAGUAUAUCAUUAAGCCAGAAUCAGUCGCUCCUUCAAAGGAUACUUCUGAAUGGCCAUUAUUAUUGAAGAAUUACGAUAAAUUAUUAGUUAGAAGUGGUCAUUACACUCCUAUCCCUUCUGGAUGUUCUCCAUUAAAGAGAGACUUGAAGUCGUACAUUUCUUCCGGUAUUAUAAACUUAGACAAACCAUCUAACCCAUCAUCUCAUGAAGUUGUUGCUUGGAUUAAGAGAAUUUUAAGAAGUGAAAAAACCGGUCAUUCUGGUACUUUAGAUCCUAAAGUUACUGGUUGUUUGAUUGUCUGUAUUGAUCGUGCUACCAGAUUAGUCAAAUCUCAACAGGGUGCUGGUAAGGAGUAUGUCUGUAUUGUUAGAUUGCAUGAGGAAUUAAAAGAUGCUAAAGAAAUGGGUAGAUCUUUAGAAAACUUGACUGGUGCUUUAUUCCAAAGACCUCCUUUAAUUUCUGCUGUUAAAAGACAAUUAAGAGUUCGUACUAUUUACGAUUCUAAUUUGAUCGAAUUCGAUAACAAGAGAGGUUUGGGUGUCUUCUGGGCGUCAUGUGAAGCCGGUACUUAUAUGAGAACUUUAUGUGUUCAUUUAGGUAUGUUAUUAGGUGUUGGUGGUCAUAUGCAAGAGUUACGUCGUGUUCGUUCCGGUGCUUUGAGUGAAAACGAUAACUUAGUUACUUUGCAUGAUGUUUUGGACGCUCAAUAUGUUUAUGAUAACACCAGAGAUGAAUCCUAUUUGAGAAAGAUUAUUCAACCUUUGGAGACUUUAUUAGUUGGCUAUAAGAGAAUUGUUGUUAAGGAUUCUGCUGUCAACUCUGUCUGUUAUGGUGCUAAAUUAAUGAUUCCUGGUUUGUUACGUUACGAAGAAGGUAUCGAAUUGUACGACGAAGUUGUUUUGAUGACAACUAAGGGUGAAGCAAUUGCAAUUGGUAUUGCUCAAAUGACCACAGUUGAUUUACAAGGUUGUGACCAUGGUGUUGUUGCUAAGGUCAAGAGAUGUAUUAUGGAACGUGAUACUUAUCCAAGAAGAUGGGGAUUAGGUCCAGUCGCUCAAAAGAAAAAGCAAUUAAAGGCUGAUGGUAAAUUAGAUAAAUAUGGUAGAGCCAACGAGAACACUCCAGAAACAUGGAAGAAAGACUAUAAGGACCAUGAUGAUGAACCAGCUCCUCCAGUUCCGGAAUCUAAAUUGGCUGCCCCAGAAAUUCAAACUUCUAAAAAAUUAAUUGAGGAAGUUGAAGUUGAAACUGAAGAAAAGGAAGAGAAGAAGGAAAAGAAGGAAAAGAAGGAAAAGAAAGAAAAGAAAGAAAAGAAGGACAAGAAGGAAAAGAAGGAAAAGAAGGAUAAGAAGAGAAAGGCAGACGAUAGCGAAGAAUCUUCCGAGAAGAAGAAAAAAUCCAAGAAAUAA